Messenger RNA from Ceratotherium simum simum (southern white rhinoceros), 2806 nucleotides. It is a transcript of the gene SMARCD2, whose product is annotated as SWI/SNF related BAF chromatin remodeling complex subunit D2. The record is from RefSeq and is a predicted model, not a curated record. Lineage: Eukaryota; Metazoa; Chordata; Mammalia; Perissodactyla; Rhinocerotidae.
GGCGGGGCAGGGAGUUAGUUGCCGCCUCUGGGUAACUGGACUCAGGCGGCCAAACCUCCGGAGGCCGGGGGCGGCAAGCGGGCCCGUAGCAGAUCCCGGAUCCGGAAUUUCCCGGGCAGGACCGGAAUCGGGAUCAGCCCUGCCCCAAACCGGGUCUGUGAGGAACUCGUGAACUUGGAUUAGGAAAUCCCGGAACUCGGAUCAACAAACCGCAGAACCCGGAAUUUAGAUCGGAAAGUCCCGGAGCACGGAUCUCGGAGCGGACUCGGCGCGGAGCCCGGAGUCCGGAUCGCGACACCGCCGGACGGGACGGAGCGAUGUCGGGCCGUGGCGCGGGCGGGUUCCCGCUGCCCCCGCUGAGCCCUGGCGGCGGCGCGGUUGCCGCGGCCCUGGGAGCGCCGCCUCCGCCAGCGGGACCCGGCAUGCUGCCCGGACCGGCGCUCAGGGGGCCAGGGCCGGCUGGAGGCGUAGGGGGCCCCGGAGCCGCCGCCUUCCGCCCCAUGGGCCCCGCGGGCCCCGCGGCGCAGUACCAGCGGCCUGGCAUGUCACCAGGGAGCCGGAUGCCCAUGGCUGGCUUACAGGUGGGACCCCCUGCUGGCUCUCCAUUUGGCACAGCUGCUCCACUUCGACCCGGCAUGCCACCCACCAUGAUGGACCCAUUCCGAAAACGCCUACUUGUGCCCCAGGCCCAGCCUCCGAUGCCCACCCAGCGCCGGGGGUUAAAGAGGAGGAAGAUGGCAGAUAAGGUUCUACCUCAGCGAAUUCGGGAGCUUGUCCCAGAGUCUCAGGCAUACAUGGAUCUCUUGGCUUUUGAGCGGAAGCUGGACCAGACCAUCGCUCGCAAGCGGAUGGAGAUCCAAGAGGCCAUCAAAAAGCCUCUGACGCAAAAACGAAAGCUGCGGAUCUAUAUUUCCAAUACGUUCAGUCCCAGCAAGGCAGAAGGUGAUAAUGCAGGAACCACAGGGACCCCCGGGGGAACCCCAGCAGGGGACAAGGUGGCUUCCUGGGAACUCCGAGUGGAGGGAAAACUGCUGGAUGAUCCUAGCAAACAGAAGAGGAAGUUUUCUUCAUUCUUUAAGAGCCUCGUCAUAGAGCUGGACAAGGAACUGUAUGGGCCUGACAACCACCUGGUGGAGUGGCACCGGAUGCCCACCACCCAGGAGACAGAUGGCUUCCAGGUGAAACGGCCUGGAGACCUCAACGUCAAGUGCACCCUCCUGCUCAUGCUAGAUCAUCAGCCUCCCCAGUACAAGUUGGACCCCCGAUUGGCAAGGCUGCUGGGGGUGCACACACAGACGAGGGCCGCCAUCAUGCAGGCCCUGUGGCUUUAUAUCAAACACAACCAGCUGCAGGACGGGCACGAGCGCGAGUACAUCAACUGCAACCGGUACUUCCGCCAGAUCUUCAGUUGUGGCAGACUCCGUUUCUCUGAGAUUCCCAUGAAGCUGGCUGGGUUGCUGCAGCAUCCAGACCCCAUUGUCAUCAACCAUGUCAUUAGUGUGGACCCUAAUGACCAGAAGAAGACAGCCUGUUAUGACAUUGAUGUGGAGGUGGAUGACCCACUCAAGGCCCAAAUGAGCAAUUUUCUGGCCUCUACCACCAAUCAGCAGGAGAUUGCCUCCCUUGAUGUCAAGAUCCAUGAGACCAUUGAGUCCAUCAACCAGCUGAAGACCCAGAGGGAUUUCAUGCUCAGCUUUAGCACUGACCCCCAGGACUUCAUCCAGGAAUGGCUCCGUUCCCAACGCCGAGACCUCAAGAUCAUCACUGAUGUGAUUGGGAAUCCUGAGGAGGAGAGACGAGCUGCUUUCUACCACCAGCCCUGGGCCCAGGAAGCAGUGGGGAGGCACAUCUUUGCCAAGGUGCAGCAGCGAAGGCAGGAACUGGAACAGGUGCUGGGAAUUCGCCUGACCUAACUGCUCAGGGAUGCCUUCCUUUUUUCCCAGCCUUGGAGCCAUCCCGUCCUCAGCCUGGAAGGGGACCACCCUCUGGGCGGCAGACAUGUAGAAUAAGGAUGGGGUGAGGGGUGUCUCCUGUCACCCUCUGCUCCCCAGCUUUAGUUUCGUAAAUGUAGUGAUAGGAUUCCUUGUUGCUUGGUCCCCAAAGCCUUAUUACUUUACACAUUGGCUUUAAUUGGGUUCACAACAGAUGCCUCCUCUGCCCCUGCAGGCAGGCCCAAGUAGGAUUGCUGGUGACUGUGCUUUGACAUAGUAACGGAGACGUUUCAGAACCAAAGGCCGCUGGCUUUGCUUGUUUACAGACUCCCUGUUGGGGCGAGUGUCAGAGCUGGCUCUGGGGAGCUGGGCAAGGAAGAGGGGCACAGCUCACCCUCUUCCUAGCCUUUCUAAACCAAAGUUCUUUGCCAUUCCUACCAGCCCAGCCUUGCUGCUGGUUUUUUCCUUUCCUUUGGGUAUUUGCACUAUUUGGGGAGCAGGUUUUUCUAUGCGGGAGCCACUUUUUUUGUACAGGGGUAAGUUGGGGUUUUUCAGGGAGCCCGGUUUGGUGCCUCCUUCCUUACUUUCUUUUCUCAAUCUAUGCAAGCGGCUCUGGCCGCCAUCAUCUCCUGGGAUGCCAGAGGGCUGCCACCCCAGCUGUUGGGCCCAGGGUGGUAAAGCCUCCUUGAGGGAGGGGACUCCAGUUCUCUGGCAUGGCCUGAGGUAUGGGCGUACUUGGUGGAGGGCAGGGGAAGUAGGGAGGACUGUUGUUGCUCUUUGGAGAUUGGUAAGGGGGAGGGCCCAGGGCUUGGCAAGUGCCACUUUUGGCAGGUUUGGAAAUUUCCAAAUAAAUCCUUGUUUAUUGAUGAUCUCCA